UUCCGAUCCGCUUAACAUAUCCAUCAAAAAGUCUCUCCUCCUAGUUCCGCGCCAUGCCAAGCCGACUACGACUGUCAUACCGCACAAUUAAUGAUGUGAAUACUAUACAGUCCCUAAUAACUCGCCCGCUAAGUCACACAACAGAAACAAGGUCUGCGGAAAGUGUGAUCUUUGGGCCCACAAAACCCCCGCGGGAGUCAUUCUGUACUAUUCAAACCCCAAGAGACUCGACCAAUAAUGCCUUGUUUUGCUCUCAGAAAGCACAGUUUUGGUGUUUCGCAGUCAGCGAAGUGUAGGGAUCACGAGCAAGAAAACAGAGAAGAAGGAGACUCGGAACAAGGAGACAAGAAAGAAGAAGUGACUUCACCGGCCGCGAUGUUUCGCAAUGGCCGGCCCUACAAAUCCUGGUACAAGUCACGAUCCCGGAGUAUUUUGGUCGCUCUGUGGUCUCUAUGCACGAUUUUUAUUGGGAUUAUGAUAGUGGUGGUGUUCGUUCAAGCGCAGUGGCUUGGUGGAAAGGAUAGCGCUUCUGGCCUACAAACUGACUUCGGACUUUAUCGUAGUUGCACGGGAGGCAGUACGGGACGUUGCUCUGGGGAACUGAACCACUUCUCCUCAAUCCCAUCGUCCGCUUGGAAAGCUGCUACUAUAUUUGUGUUGUUCGCGUUUAUUUCGAUUUUUGGCUCGCUCGUCGUGGUAUUUGUUUAUUCAUUAUGCUGUUUGAACAAGUCUGGCUUGGGAUUUCGCUUUUGCAGUGGAUUACAAGCUUUUUCCGGAUGCUGUCUUAUGCUGGCCUGUCUGAUCUAUCCUUCUGGCUGGGAUGCGCCUACUGUCCGAGCGGUCUGCGGUUCAAGCGCCGGCUCAUAUCAAUCGGGCUCUUGUGACGUCAAAUGGUCAUAUUGGGUGGCACUCGUGUGCAUGUUUGACGCUUUUAUACUCAGCUUUCUCUCACUGAUGUUUAUUGAGAAAGAAGGAUUUUUGAAAACCUUAAAGCCGAAGAGGAAAAACAUUUCCAGUUUUACCCGUAAUGGUAUCAGCUCCUCGAAAAAUAACAAUGGAACGAAGAACACAGCAUUCACGGUGGACCAGGAAGACACCCACCUUUAGAUAACGUGACAUGACUUAUAACACAGAUAGGUCAUGUGACCUGGCUGAGAACGGGGAUGGGUCAUGUGACCUGGUUAAAAGAAGAGAUAGGUCAAGUGACCUGGCGUAAAAAAAGAGAUAGGUCAUGUGACCUGGCUAAAACAGAGAUGGGUCAUGUGACCUGGCUAAAACAGAGAUGGGUCAUGUGACCUGGCUAAAACAGAGAUAGGUCAUGUGACCUGGCUUAAACAGAGAAAGGUCAUAUGACUUGGCUAUAAACAGAGAUAGGUCAUGUGCCUGGCUAAAAACAUUGAUUGGUCAAGCGACCUGGCUAAAAGAAGAAAUGGGUCAGGGACCUGGCAGGGAUGGGCAAAGCGAUUUUGGCUUAGCAGAGAUUGGCGGUGAGACUAGAAAUGGGCAAAGUUACUUUGCUUGGAACUCGUGCCCAGGGUACGCGCGCACCUUCUGUUUGUUAAGAGUUGCUUUGUUGAACUCAGGAUGACGACACCCCGUACCCGCACCUGCACGGUCAACUGCAUGAUAGUCAGUCAUGAUAGUCACAUCGCCACCCUCGUCAUCUUCAACGACGCCACAUUAAUCAGCAUCAACAAAAUGAUUACUGUUGUCUUCAGAAUUGUCAUUAGGCACUUCAGGUGUGUCCCUUAGCGUUUGAACAUUGUAAAUAGCAUAAAGUUAUUAAAAAACACACAAAAUAAUCACGAACGAAAGACAUUUUCUGUUAAGAUAAUAAUGCGCAUCUGCUUUGCCCUUAUUUUCUAUAAUAUAAUACCGUUAUUGCAUUGAGUGGUCUUGUGCAGAUCCUCAUUUUCUAUAAUAUAAUACCGUUAUUGCAUUGAGAUGUAGGGGUCUUGUGCAGAUCCUCAUUUUCUAUAAUAUAAUGCCGUUAUUGCAUCGAGAUGUAGGGGACUUGUGCAGAUCUUUAUAUUCUAUAAUAUAAUACCGUUAUUGCAUUGA
Molecule: messenger RNA, 2061 nt
Organism: Nematostella vectensis (starlet sea anemone)
Lineage: Eukaryota; Metazoa; Cnidaria; Anthozoa; Actiniaria; Edwardsiidae
Product: LHFPL tetraspan subfamily member 3 protein
Exons: 2
Coding region: 238-1107 (289 amino acids)
Biological process (GO): sensory perception of sound
Cellular component (GO): plasma membrane
Source: RefSeq, a predicted model, not a curated record